CCCUGUAUCAUAUAUUUCGGACGAUUUAGCUGACGAGCUCCAUUUGAUGUAUUAAGAAAACUGUAAGAAAUAAAGACAAAUUUUAAGCUAUGAAAGGUUUAUAUAUUCUUAACUUCAUUUUCCUUGUCAGCAUUUUAACUGUCAGGACGGUUGAUACAAAACUUGGAAAAAUUGGAAAUGUUUUGUCGACAGUAACAGACGUGAUUUCUUUCGGAUUGGAUUUGUAUUCGUUUUUCGACUCUUUAUUUGAAGAAAGUGAAGAAUCAAUUGAUUAUGACAGAAUAAUAGAUAGUAUCUCAGAGAGAAUAGAAAUAUCAACGGAAAAAAUUAUUGAUAAAAUUGAAUUGCAGUCAUAUAUUGCAGAACUGCGUGAUAUUGCUUUAAUCAUUAAACAGUUGCUGUCAGAAGUUAUGAAUAUUUUGCAAAAAUCAGGCCAUGAUCAAGCAAAUGAAUAUCGGAAACGAUUUGUAGAUGACUUCAAGAACAACAGAGUCAAAAUCUACAAAAUUAAAAGUUUGUUAACAUUCACAGUAAGCUUUGGUGGGAGUUCUAAUUCAUUGCUAAGUGUCAUUGUGAAACAAUACGAUUGUAGUAUACCGAAGUUUUGGGAGUUCAAAACCUAUUAUAUGACUUUGGUAUCAGAUGCUGUUGCAAUGGAUCUUUUAUACGAAAAGUUCUCAUACAGCAAUCUUGACUAUGAGACUAUGACAUCAUGGCACCAAACUAUUGAUGGUCUUUUCAGAGACUUUAAGGAACAGGAAGAUGCGUGUGUGAAAGUGUCACUCGCGCAAGCGAAGACAGAUUUUGAAAACACGGCAAAAGCAGAAGAACUUUAUGAAAGUAAUCAUCGUAAAUAUCCCCAUCUGAUUUCUGACAUUCUUCAUUUAGGCGGAAGUUACUGUGCUCUUGUUCUUAAAGGAUAUGAUGAACUUUUCAAAAAGUCAAAUGGCAAUACAAGAACAUUUCAAUUUAUAAGUAGCGAAGAAAAUUAUAUCAACUAUAACCAAGAGCAACUACAGAGGGUAGCAUCGACGGUGCAGUUUGACAACUGUAAGAGUAUUCUUGAGAAUAUCUGGAUAAUCUUUGACGCUUCAAAACUCGAUCUCGUUCUUUGGGUGAUGUACCCUACAAGUCCUGCAGCAUAUACAGACAUAUUACUCGACAAAAAUUCAAGUGCACACGUGAUAACCAGCAGAUCACAUAAGAUCGUGACCUAUUUACGGGAUCAAGAUGAUACCAAGGAGACCGUGUUAACACAAAACGACUUUGAUGAAUAUUUCUAUAUCGGAUCUGGCACGGACAAGUUAGAUGGAAUGAAAGUCUGGGGACCAGGCCUUAUCAUUACUAGUUCAAUCGCUAUAAUAGCCAUUUUAUGCUGAUCAUUUUAUUUUAACGUAUACAUUUAUAUACAAACUAUGUUCAAUGUCUACGUCAAUAAAUGCAUUUAUAAAAUUUGUUCCAAGUUUGCAGUGUGCAGACAAGACUACUGGUAGAGAUAUAUUGAAGUUAGAUUGCAAAAUGAAACAAUCAGAAAAUAAUUUGUCAGUUUUGAUGUGAUAUCUCUGGAUUUAUUUUAACCUAUGUAUACGUAAAAUUCUAGCAUACCUCGUGAUUUUAUUACUAUACACAUAAAAGCUGCGUUUACACUGGUUAGGAACUUAGAUGUUAUUACAUAUCCGGCUGUCCUUUAUUCGUUUAUGUUCUCAAUUCAAUAAGAUUUGAUAGAUAAAGCCUUUUAGGACAACAAUUAUAACGUAUUUUAUUGAUAUUUUCUGUUCUUAUAAAAUGUUGUUUUUUUUCAUAUGAUGCUUAAUUAACAUCUCGCAUGCACUAACGCCUUAUUUAUGUUAGA
Messenger RNA from Ruditapes philippinarum (Manila clam), 1852 nucleotides. RefSeq lists its product as uncharacterized. The record is from RefSeq and is a predicted model, not a curated record. Bases 90 to 1379 code for a protein of 429 amino acids. The transcript has 2 exons. Lineage: Eukaryota; Metazoa; Mollusca; Bivalvia; Venerida; Veneridae.